GCGCGCGUAAUUUUGCGAGGCGACGGAAACUGACAUACUUACCGUGCGCCUGGUGAAGUAGCCCAAGCACGUGAAAUGGAGCACGGGAAAAAGAAACAGUUUUCGGGACCGAAACAUAAGGGAGAUUCUAAAAUAUCAAAGGGAAGCAAAGUCAAACAAAAUAAGAGGGUUCAGAAUAUGAAGUCAUUUGGAACCGAGAAGAAAGUCAAAAACUUUAAAAAGAACAUCAAGAGAAAACCAGUAAAACGUGGAGAAGAGGGGGAAGGGCAGGAAAAGUAUAAACCGAUGAAACCAGUGAAAAAAUUCCAAACGUUUAAAUCGGAUGGUAAAAGGAAACGAGUGCAGCAUGUGCAAGGAAAGAAUGGACCUGCCGCUAAGAAACAAAAACCCGAAACACCUGGAAAACGGCAAAGUCAAAAAAAGUACAACGAGCAAAAAGGUAAUAAUAUUACGGUCAGGGCGAAGCAGAUCUGGGAAGAUCUUAGAAGGAAAGACUGUGAUAAGCAAAAGCGUCUGAAGCUUCUGAGCGAACUACAGGGUCUGGUUCACGGAAAAAUUAAAAGCAUUGCCUUUGCACACGAUUCCACCCGCGUGCUGCAGUGCUUCAUUCAGUUUGGGAGUGACGAACAGAGGCAGGAGGUCUUGAAUGAGCUGAAGGAGCACCUAGUUGAGUUGAGCAAAUCGAAAUACGGGAGAAAUAUUGUUAAGAAGUUUUUGAUGUAUGGCAACAAACAGCAAGUGGCUGAGGUUUUCAAGAGUUUUAAAGGGCAAGUGAGAAAAAUGCUGCGGCACACGGAGGCGUCUUCUGUUGUAGAGUACGCCUAUAACGAUAAGGCCAUUCUCGAGCAGCGACUAAUGCUAACAGAAGAACUGUACGGGAAAACUUUCAGGUUUUGCAAGUCUGCGCUUUGUCCAACACUGGACAAGGUACUUGAAGCCAACCCUGGAAAAGAGACCAGUAUUAUGGAGGAAAUGAAACAGAUCCUUACUCCAAUGCUACAAAAGGAAGCAGUAAUAAAACACUCCUUGGUCCACAAGGUGUUUCUGGACUUCUUCAUGUAUGGGCCUGCCAAGGUCAAAACAGAAAUGAUUGAGGCUGCAAGAGAAGCUGUUAUAUACAUGGCCCACACGCAUGAUGGAGCUAGAGUGGCCAUGCACUGUGUGUGGCAUGGGACACCCAAGGAUCGAAAAGUUAUUGUGAAGACGAUGAAGACCUAUGUUGAAAAAAUUGCCACUGGGGAGUUUUCCCAUCUGCUUCUGUUGUCCGUCUUUGAUUGUGUUGAUGAUACAAAACUUGUGAAACAGGUGAUCUUGUCAGAAAUUGCCAGCUCAAUGAAUUCUAUUGUCAGCAACAAGUAUGGCAAAAAGGUUCUUCUCUAUCUUUUGAGACCCCGGGAUCCAGCCCAGUUUGUACCAGAGAUUGUGAAACUCCUGCAAACCGGAGAUGGAAAUGCACAUAGUAAGAAAGAUGUGCAAAUAAGACAACGUGAGCUUUUGGAAGCAGUGUCUUCACCUCUUCUGAAGUAUUUUCUUGAAAAUACACGUGACAUGGUGAUGGAUAAAUCAAGUUGUGUAUUGGCAACCAGCAUCCUGGGUUUUGCCCUGGGGGAUCUACAGCCAGCUAUGAAUUCUGUUGCAGAUUUAGCAGCAGAGACUUUUGUCCCAGGUGGUGUAGACGGAGAGCUUCACAUAGUGGAGCACCCAGCGGGACACCUGGUGCUCAAAUGGUUAAUUGAGCAAGAAUCUGAGGAGCAGGUUGAGAGAGAGCAGUCUUUCUCAAGAACUUUGGUGGAUCGUGUUGGGAUGGAGAAACUGAAGACUUGGGCCACCGUGAACCGUGGAGCCAUUGUUCUUUGUUCCCUUCUUCAGAGCAAGGAUGAAAUUAUUAUAGACAAACUGAAGGCUGAACUAAAACCUCUUUCAGCCAAAUUGGGGAAAAUUAAGAAUGCAAAAGGUGUGGAGGUAUUGUUGGAAAAGAUCAGAAGCUUUUGAGUUUAAGAGAGACUACAAUGCCAGGACUAGUAACUCAUGAUUAUAUGUUCUCUAUAACCUCAGUCUUAUUUCUUUUGUAGAAAGAAUAAAAAUAACAUUGAGAGUGAAAACUGCUGGUUAUUUACAUAUUUGGAAAUUUAAGUGUAAAAAUAUUUUAUGGCUUCGAACCAAACAUUUUUAUUAUUUACUUCACCAUUGUUCAUCCUAAUCAUAAUUGUUUUUGUUGGGUAAGAUGAAAUAAUUAUGCUAAAUUUAUGUUCUGGCACAGAUGUUCUCGGGGCAGACACAGACUGCAGACAAAUGUGGGGAGUACUCAAAGUUAACUAUUUUUGUUCUAUUUAUAAAUAGCAGAGGACCCCCCCACACACACACACUGCUUAAAACUUGAUAAUUUCAGUACAUUCUGGAAAAUCGACUUUAAUAAAGAAAAAUAUUUUAUUACUAGUGGUGCCUUACUGCAGAGAGAGAGAGAGUGAGAGUAUAUGUAAUAAGUGACACAUAAUGUUUAUGAAGUCAUUUGCAGUCUACUUUUUAACAUUCUAUUGGAAUCACAUCUAAAGUUAAUGGCCCUGCCAACCUAAUAUAAGUGUCAUAGUGGUUCAUCUGUGUUUUUAUGCCUUGUCGAUUCAGUGUAAUCUUUUUCAAUGGAGUAUAUUUAAAUAAGUUGGAACAAUUUAACAAAAUACCUAACUUUAUUGUGCAGACAGCACGUUUUGAUUUUACUACACUAUUUAACAGACAAAUGCAUUCUGUUUACUGUAAGUGUUCAAGUCAGUAGUAUUAACACAGAGGUGUUUAAGUGUAAACUAGCUUAAUCCUUGAAUGGAUUUUUUUUUUUUUUUUGCUAUGAAUGUUUAAUAUGAGAAAACAUUGCUUUGUGAUUCAUUAUUGUCACCUGUUACACAGUGCUCCUAUGUACUGUAUGUGUGUGAAGGUUAUAAUUUUAAUAAUAAAUUUUAAUAAUAUGACAGUAGCAUUGAAGAAAGGAGCCUACACCAUAUUUAAUGCAUUGACUGCGUUAUGUUAAAAACCUUGUUUUUUAUAGUAUUAAAUACCAAAUAAAAAGGUUAUAAUUUCA
Messenger RNA from Polypterus senegalus (gray bichir), 3070 nucleotides. It is a transcript of the gene pum3, whose product is annotated as pumilio RNA-binding family member 3. The coding region runs from base 76 to 1992 and encodes 638 amino acids. The record is from RefSeq and is a predicted model, not a curated record. Gene Ontology annotation, cellular component: nucleolus. Gene Ontology annotation, biological process: regulation of translation. NCBI's taxonomy places the organism in Eukaryota, Metazoa, Chordata, Cladistia, Polypteriformes, Polypteridae. The transcript has a single exon. Gene Ontology annotation, molecular function: mRNA binding.